Molecule: messenger RNA, 1839 nt
Organism: Solea senegalensis (Senegalese sole)
Lineage: Eukaryota; Metazoa; Chordata; Actinopteri; Pleuronectiformes; Soleidae
Gene: f2rl2
Product: coagulation factor II (thrombin) receptor-like 2
Exons: 2
Coding region: 135-1259 (374 amino acids)
Biological process (GO): blood coagulation; positive regulation of Rho protein signal transduction; phospholipase C-activating G protein-coupled receptor signaling pathway
Cellular component (GO): membrane
Molecular function (GO): thrombin-activated receptor activity
Source: RefSeq, a predicted model, not a curated record
AUGCUCCCUGCACCAUACAAACAGGCGAACAUCUCACAUACAGUAGUGGGGAGCUGAGCUUGAGAGGAGUGCACAGAAAGGACACAACACCACGACAGAAGCUUUGAAAACUCUGCUGCAGACCGAAGAGUGACAUGGCCGACCUUGUGUCAGGAUUACUUCUUUGUCUCAUGGCGGUGCAGACCAUUCAGCAUGAUGUAAACAAAACCAAAACCAACACUUCAACUGCUGUGAUACCAAAAACCUUCAAAGGGUGGAUGUCCAAACACAAUCACACAAACAAGCUGCAGGCUCAUCUCCAUCCCAGUGCGGACCCUUGGCUCUAUGUGAACCCAGAAGACCCAGUGACAGCUUACACCACAGGGAUUCUCAGCACCUGGGUCAUACCUUCAGCAUACAUCCUGGCCAUGCUGGUGGGCAUCCCCUCCAACGCGUACAUUCUGGGAUUCCUCAGAGUCAGACUCCGAGCCAAGUCCAUGUCCACAGUGAUUCUGUAUCUGAACCUGGCCUUGUCCGACCUGCUGCUCCUGCUUUCCUUGGCACUGCGUGUUCACUACCACUUCAACGGAAACAACUGGAUAUUUGGGGAAAUGUCCUGCCGGCUUAUGACGGCCCUGUUUUACGGCAACGUUUACUGUUCGGCUCAAACGAUAGCGUGCAUCAGCCUGAAGCGCUACCUGGCUGUGGUCAGACCGUUUUUGUACCGCAGGCUGACAAAGACUAUGCUGACGCUGGGGACCUGCUUGGUUGUAUGGUUCCUGUUUGGUGCUGCUGUGUUUCCAGAGCUUCUUGUGAAGCAGAGCUAUCAGGUUCCCCUGCUGGGAAUCACUACCUGCCAUGAUGUACUUCCACUGGAAGAAAAAUCAUAUUCCCUGUUGAUGCUGCACAGGCUGAUACUGGUUUGCCUGGGCUUUAUAGUGCCCUUCCUGAUUUGUAUUUAUGCUCAUGUGGUGGUGGUCCACCACCUGGGUCAGUCUGGCUGUGACUGGAGAGCCUUUAUCAGGGUCACCACUCUGGUCUUUAUCAUCUUUGUGGUGUGUUUCUUGCCCAGCGGAAUCCUGCACAUCGCCCACUACAUCCGUGUGUUCUCCAGCGGGGACGACGGACUGUAUGGAUACUACAGGGUGGCAGUUUGUCUCUGCUGCUUCCACAGCUGUCUGGAUCCCUUCCUGUGUUUGCUCAUUUCCAAGACACCCCCCUCAGAACUACAGUUCAUUUCCUUCCCUGAAAUAUCUCAUAGACCAGCGCGUACGACAUGAGACUGGAUGUGUGCACACAGAAAAAAAACAACACAUCCUUGGACCAUUGUUUGGACACAACAGGGAACCUCAAGUAAAGAAAGGAUGUUAAAGUUCAGGCUGGACACUGAUUUCAACAGCUGAAUGCCACAGUGCAUGUCAGAGCUACAACAAAUAUAAACAUAAUGACACAAAGAGGUCUUUGAAAAUGAAAAGUGACUUAUAUUCUGUAGAUAUUGUUUGUAUGACAGCACAAGGUCUGGAGUAAGCUACAGAUGUUGUCAGAUGUGCUCAAGGACUUUUCAAAUGUUUGCCAAAAGGGAAGCCUGAACCUGCAAUGAUAAACAUUAUCAUGUAUGUAUAUAAUGUCCUAGCUGGACAUAUUUUGCAUUUCUAGACGUCAAUUUGAAAUGAAAAUAGACAAACAAUCAUAGUAACAUGAGGGAUAAAUACCUACUGUUUGUCUAAUAAAACUACUAAGGAUUAAGGUAUAGUGGGUGGUUACAAUGUGUUUAUUCAGCCAUAAAAAAAAUUCGUUCUGUGAAUGUGGGAGGGACAUAUUUUUCAACAGAAAUAAAAUGGAAACAAAACGUGUGUUGAA